Messenger RNA from Mizuhopecten yessoensis (Yesso scallop), 3586 nucleotides. RefSeq names its product N-acylglucosamine 2-epimerase-like. The coding region runs from base 106 to 1293 and encodes 395 amino acids. Gene Ontology annotation, biological process: carbohydrate metabolic process; N-acetylglucosamine metabolic process; N-acetylmannosamine metabolic process. Gene Ontology annotation, molecular function: N-acylglucosamine 2-epimerase activity. Lineage: Eukaryota; Metazoa; Mollusca; Bivalvia; Pectinida; Pectinidae. The record is from RefSeq and is a predicted model, not a curated record. The transcript is spliced from 9 exons.
UUAUGAUUUGAAGAAGUAUAAGGGAGAUAACCUUGUGACACACGGGUAUCGGUAGCAGUGUCUGGGAAUACAACGCUACAUUGUACACGCAGAAGAUUCAUCAAUAUGGCGAACCGACUUGGAGAGUUCUAUGCACGUAUUACCAAAGAUCUGGACAUCACCAUGGACUUUUGGUUAAAACAUUCACACGAUGAGAAUAAUGGGGGAUUUUUUAAUUGUCUCAGUAAAGAUGGAAAGGUGUAUGACCGACUGAAACACGUCUGGCUACAGGCAAGACAGGUAUGGACAUACUGUCGCCUUUACAACGAAGUGGAGCGAUUCCGACGACCAGACAUCUUACAGACAGCUAUUAAAGGAAUGAACUUUCUACAAAAACACGCUAAGGACCCGCAGACCUGGAAGUGCCACCUGGUACUGACAGAGGACGGCAAAGCCGUAAAGACCCAGCGCUCCAUCUUCUCGGAGUGUUUCUAUCUGAUGGCUCUGUCCGAGACAGGCAGAGCGAGCGGGGACAAUACUUACAUGGCAGAGGCCUUACAGAUGAUGGACAAGAUAGUGUUCUGGGUUCGCGAGGACGACACAGACUUGGGACAGCCCGCUAUGGAGGGUGCGGUGUCCACCAGCUCACUCGCUGUACCCAUGAUGCUGAUGUGUUUGAUUGAUCAGCUGGAAACAGUAGACCCAACACUGGAAGUCAAGUACAGGGAUCUCACAGGCUGGUGUCUGACAGAGGUCAAGAAACAUAUCCAGAGGGACGGAUCUGUUAUCUUGGAGAAUGUGAGUCCGGAAGGGGAGGAACUCCCAGGAAGUAUGGGGAGGUUGAUGCUACCAGGCCACUCCAUCGAGGCUGGCUGGUUCCUACUGCAGCACGCCAUCAACAAGAGUAAGGACGACCUGAAAAAGAUGGCCAUUGACAAGUUCAUCCUAAACCCUUUCCAGUACGGCUGGGACAAGACACACGGGGGACUGCUGUACUUCCUGGACGUGGACAACUGGUCACCAACACAACUCGAGUGGGACAUGAAACUGUGGUGGGCCCACAACGAGGCUCUCAUAGCCUUCCUCAUGGUGUACAAAGAAACCGAGGACACCAAAAUGAUUGACAUAUUCGCAAAAAUAUUCGACUACAGCUACUCCCACUUUGUUGACGAGAAAAAUGGCGAAUGGUACGGAUAUCUCAAUCGAAAUGGAGAAAUCAGCAUGGACUUCAAGGGUGGACCUUGGAAAGGGUGUUUCCAUGUUCCUCGUUAUCUGAUGAUGUGUGAAAAGAUGCUGAAGGAACUCGCAAAAUAAAGUUUCCAUCUACUCAAAAUGUGUCAACGCUGCUGAGAUAGCUGUUAAAUGAGUCAACAUUCAUGACGAUCAUCUUUCAAGAAUUUGACAUUGUUAAGAAUUUUUUUAUAAGAAUUCAAGGAUACAAUAUUAAUGAACACUAUUGUUUUAUAUUCAUCAUUGUUGAUACAGUGGAUAAUUUUGUGCAAAGAUAUCUUAUUGGACCAUUCACGAUUAUAUUUGAAGGUUAUAGAUUUUCAUCUCCGUUAACAUUUAACUAUAGAAUAACUUGGUGGCAAUCUAACUUUGUUAUUCCCCCCACAGCUGGAGGCAUAUCACAUAUACUCUACCUACAACUGCCCAAUCUUGUAUGCAGAUAGUGGAGUGUCUCAAACUGAAAUUGUUCUCAACAAUACAGAGUUAUGGCCCUUUGUCACUUUUUGUUAACGAAUUUUGCCCAGAUAUGGGGGACUAUGGAUUGCUUGUCAACAAGGUAUUCUACUACAUCAUCACAUGGAAAGUUAGAUUAUAGUAUCAAGCUUGUAUUCAUACAAUGAUAACAUACUUUUCAAAAUGAAAUUCAUUUGCAUCAGAUUUCCUGUUCACCAAAAUACAAAAUGUGUAUAUAUCUUUGUAUCUGAAUGUGGACAGCUUUAUCCUCAAAAGAUUUGCUGAUACUGCUUAUCAUGACAUAAAUAAUAAACAUUUGAAAUCUUUGUUUUCAUGCUUUUGUAUAACUGGUAAUCUGACAUGCAAGGCAACAAAAAACAGAUUGCGAACUAGAUCAUUAGUGUACAACAUAAUCACAUAAAUGAAACUCAAAGAAAACAAAACCCCAAAACCCCAACUGUUCCAGCAUGUUGGAUUAAUACUGUGUACCUUUGAUAGGAAAUGUUACAAUAGUGACAACAAAUUGUACAAAAUAGCAGACUUUAUUACAAUUUUGCAUGAUAUACAUAAAAGAAGUUUUAAACAAAAUAUUCACCUUCUCUAUUGUCUUCUGGAGUUGUAUUUAAGAAUUCCUUCAGGGACUCAACAACUUUUCAUACAGGAGACCGAUUGGAACAUAAUACCUUGGUUCUAUUGUCUUGACCAAAUAGAGGUCGGGGCAACCAGUCAUUCAUCCUCGAUAUCCAUGGGUUACGCUCACUUUCGCUCUCUGCACCCCUGGAAUAUGUCAUAGUAAAAUCGAAGGCUCAAUGUGCAGUACUUUGUGGAAGAGACAAGAAAACUAGUUUGAUGCUUUGAUGUUCAUCAAAAUAUCACGGUCGUCCAACUGUAAAAAUUGACAGGCUUUGAAGUCGGGCAUCGCUCUGUUGUAAUCUUCAAAAAAAGACAAGUAUCAACCUAGUGAUUGGAUAGUGUUUUUUUUACCCGACACCAAUCAAAUAGCUAGCCGUGUGCCUUCAAUUUUGCUAUGACAUAUCCCAGGGGUGUCGAGAGCGAAAGUGAGCAUAACCCCCUGGAUAUCGAGGAUGCCAGUCAUUGUACAUGUAUUAAUAAUAAACUUGAAAGAUUCAGGAACAUGCUACACGAAGUCAGUAAUGUCUUUGAUUACUGUAAAAGUAGAAUUUUGGAAGUGUGGAAAUGUUUGCAUUUUUUUAAUGAUGAGUAAAUUAAGCCUAUAUGAAUUUUACAUAUUAUAAUUAUCCCACAAAACAGUUGUCAAAACGAAAACGCCCACUUUUUCAGUAUCAGAAAGCAUCUUUGAUUGUGAUAAGACUUGGCAUAAAACACAUACAUAAACACCACAUAAAGCUCAUACCUAGAGCUCAACUAUAUGGAACUGGUGUAUGAAAAUAAGUGAGCCGGAAAAUGUUACAAAACUUUGUGUUUGUUUCCUUUUUCAAGUUUACAAGUGUUGACAGCUGAUUCACAAGGAGGCUCAGGUACUGCAAAUUAAUUUUAAUUCACCAGGACUUAUAUAAAAGCAUUUUCGAUACAAAUGACUGUCACAAGGUUGAUUAAUAGUGAAAGGAAUAACAUUAUAUUUCUAAGUUUAAUUAAUUGUAUGUGAAUAUGAAAAAUAAUUACAAGACGUGUGUAUUCAUGAUCUGCUCUUAUCACAAAUUCAUAAACAAAAAGGCAAACUAAAUUACACACAGAACUAGUGUAAGCUGAAUAUUUCAUAAAAAGUGAACAAAAUCAUCCAACAACCAAAGCAGUGAAAGUGAAAAAGUGAUGUUUGAAUCAAAUAUCAGAGUAAUACAACUUUUUAAAAAGUUUAUAGCCGAAAUAAUUUAGUUUUAUACUAUUUAUCUAAGCUAAGGGCUAUUCUAGAUAUGAAUAUAUGGGGAUACAGAGGGAGGGGGCA